AUGGCAACAGUAGCAGCAAAAGUGCUAGAAACACCUGAAUCAGCAAUAGAAUAUGCUAUUACGAAUCCAAGAAUUCUGAAUGUCUCAGAAAUGCUUACGCAGCCCAACAUACAGGCUCUGCAACAAACCAAUCCAACAUUAUAUAAAACACUCGAAGUAUUCGCUUAUGGGACCCUCAAAGACCUUCCAGAAGGGGUGAAACUGCCUUCUGCAGCGUUGUGUAAACUUCAGCAACUUUCGCUGAUCACUUUAGCUGCUACUAGCACUUCGAAUAGACAACUUUCCUACACAGAUGUGAUGCAGUACCUCGGCAUCAAAUCCAUCCGUGAGCUUGAAGAUGUUGUAAUUGAUGCAAUCUACAACAAGUUGAUCAAAGCUCGGCUUGACUCAAAAGGGCAGUUUAUUGAGGUAAGGGCAGUUUACUGA
Messenger RNA from Strongylus vulgaris, 426 nucleotides. The record is from the annotation of a GenBank genome assembly. Lineage: Eukaryota; Metazoa; Nematoda; Chromadorea; Rhabditida; Strongylidae.